Puntigrus tetrazona (Sumatra barb) is the source of this 3001-nucleotide messenger RNA. It is a transcript of the gene bcap31, whose product is annotated as B cell receptor associated protein 31. Bases 157 to 900 code for a protein of 247 amino acids. The transcript is spliced from 8 exons. Gene Ontology annotation, biological process: intracellular protein transport; endoplasmic reticulum to Golgi vesicle-mediated transport. Lineage: Eukaryota; Metazoa; Chordata; Actinopteri; Cypriniformes; Cyprinidae. Gene Ontology annotation, cellular component: endoplasmic reticulum membrane; endoplasmic reticulum. The record is from RefSeq and is a predicted model, not a curated record.
CGGGAAGUCGUCACGUGUGGAAUGAGUUGGCACACAUACCGGAAGUAGAUUAACGUGUAGUGUAACAAGGGUGCAUCAGAAGUUUUGACACAUUCCUGCAAGCCUGUUUGUGAAUAUUUCUGAUUUUACUUCGAAUUCUACUCGCAGGUAGCCGCCAUGAGUCUUCAAUGGACGGCUGUGGCUACGUUUCUGUACGCCGAGGUGUUUGCGGUGCUACUGCUGUGUGUCCCUUUCAUCUCGCCAAAACGAUGGAGCAAAUUUUUCAAGUCUAGACUCGUCACUGUCAUCACAACAUAUGGAAACACUGCCUUCAUCGUAAUCAUCUGUAUUCUUGUCUUUCUGCUCAUAGAUGCAUUUAGAGAAGUGAGAAAAUACAGUGUGACAGAGAAAGUGGAUCUGAGCAACAACCCUGUGGCCAUUGAGCACAUCCACAUGAAACUCUUCAGAGCCCAGAGGAACGAAUACAUCGCCGGCUUCGCUCUGCUCCUGUGUUUGCUGCUGAGACGUCUGGCCACACUGCUGUCUCAGCAGGCUACGCUGAUGGCCUCUAAUGAAGCCUUUAAGAAGCAGGCGGAGGGAGCAAAUGAUGCUGCAAAGAAGUACAUGGAGGAAAAUGAGAAACUGCAGGAGAAAUUGCGGGAAGCGGGCGUUGAAGUGCCUGAAGUGGGAGGGAAGGUCAAGGGUGGUGUGGAGGAGGAUAAGAAAAAUCUGACAGAAGAGGUCAGGAAACUGAAAGAUGAACUCGACGCAACAAAGAAAGCUCUUCAGAAGUCAGACAGCGAUGUGAAGGCCAUGAAGAAGCAGGCUGAGAACCUCACGGCGGAGUACGACCGUCUGCUGGAGGAACACGGCAGACUGCAGGCCAAAUGCGACUCUCAGCAGGACAAGAAGUCAGACUGAACGAACCCCAUCACGCACCUGCUCUCUUUCCUGCGUCCUCAUUGGCCGGUAACGGCUCAGCUGGCUGCGCAUCACUUCUCUGGCUGUGUAAGAACAGGGUCCCGUUCUUCAUUCAUGUGCUUUCACGUGAUUCAUUAAAGCCUCUGCAGGGUUUUCACACACUGUAAUGUUUUCUUUCUGUUUUUGCUGUGAACGUCUGGUGUUUAAUUAAUAUUUCAUGUUUUAGUUAAAAAACAUCGGUUUAGAGUAUUUGCUGACUCAAGUAUUACGUUGUCCGUGUGUCAGUUUGUGUGUCAGGUACAUUGAGCCUCAUCGGUGAAACACAAGCGGUUCAUCAAAAAUGCUUUAAAUUUAAUCACCCUCAGUCAAUCCAGGAUCUAGAGGUUUUCUUCAUCGGAACACAUUUAACAGAAAGUUUACAGAUUAAAAAAAAGGCUAAAUUUGUUUUACAAACAGCUUUUUGCCUUACAAGAUGUUCACUGAUAGACUGAAGGAUUACUUGUGGAUUAUGAACGUGUUUUUAUCAGACGGCACCCAUUCACUGCAAAGAAUCCUUUGGAAUGUGCUUAAAAAGCCACACUGAAUUGCAUACAAUAAUUCACAUAAGCAUGAUUUUACACAAAUUCAUUUAGCUUGAGAUUCGUAAAUGAGUCACACUGUUUAUAUGGAAGGACCAAGAACUUUUUUUUUGUUUUUGAUAUGGUAAUUGUUGGGUUUCGUUAUUAUUUUUUUAAUUAUCUGCUACACUUCUCUUACCUUAUGGGACAAACUUUCAGUCUUUCGUUAUGAAUAUGCAGAUUUGGUUUCAGUACAGAUGCAUGCGCGAGUUAAUUUUAGAUUUUCGACAUACAGGGUACACGACACUUUACACCCAGUGCGCGCUUAAGAAAGGAAAUCCCUCCAGUUUACGAUCGACGGGCCUCGUUCGUCAUCUCGACUGUCGCGCGUCAUGCUAUAGGAAGAUGUUUUAGUUUUAUUUUGUCUUGGGUGCAGGACAGCUCGAAUUUUUUUUCUGCGAGGCUAUUGUACGGCAGAGUGAAUAAACCGCUUCUUUCCAGUUCUGUCUGGUUUGAGGCCACUGAGUCGGUAUAAUCUGAUAUGAGCCUGGCAGGGCUGUUCUAGUGGGUAAGAACGACGCUUUGGCAGGAACAGUAAAGCAUCCACAGCUGAUAUUGUGUUUCAAAACACAGCGCACUGUAUCUCUCGUCCUCUAGGUAUUGAAACGAUACUAGUCACAUUUGAGGGCCACGCGUCAGUUCUGCAUUUAUGCAGAUAACGUUUAUUACCGCUAAAGGUCGACGGGUUGAACUCCACACUCGCUGUUUUACAGUUUAAGCGCCCCCCCCCGGGUUUCUUUGCUUCUUUUCUGGCAUGUGUAAAUAAAUAUCUCUGCAAUCUUAGAGCAGCGUGACCUGAAAAAGUAUCAGCCGGAAUGACAUCAUAGCCGUGUUAAAAUAGGGCCGUGUGGGAACAACGUUAGCGCUGUAGGGGAAAGGGCAACCGGGAUCGCCGGUGCAGCGGCGAAUAAUUCGUAUUCGAGACCUCCUGGACACUUCCCAAUCACGAGAAUGCAAGGAAUGACAUCUGCUACCGUGACUCUAGUUUACUAUUUCACGCGCCCAACGAUUGGUUAGAUUAGCGAAACGUUAACCAGAGCACCAGUUCGGUGAAAAUGUCACUGUACACCUGAAAAUUAAAAUGGCGGGAGUUCAUUUUAAUAUUUUGGAGGUCAUGUUAUGUAUAUUUCAAACUCGUAAACAAACAGGUGAACUGUAUAGUACUGGGCUCUUUCUUUUAUAUGCGUUCCCAAAUGUAGCUUCUUCUUUCUUAUGUCUGGUUUUUACUUUGUGUUCUUGCAAAAAAGAAAAAAAAAACAUGCACUGAUACGUUGGCAGCGAUGGAAUAAACAAUAGCUGGGCGUCAUGAACAUGUUUUGAUUGAGUAGUUGUGUGUAACGCACGGUUCUGAUGUCUUCAGGAAAGUUUUGUCUGCUAUAACGUCAGUCUGCGUUAUUUCACUACGAAGUUCGAGUAUUAUGUGUUCUGGUGAUGUGCUUUAGUUGGGAUGUUAAAAAACAAACAAAUAAAUUGUGCUUCAUUUA